AUGUUAAAUGUCACUAAAUGUUGUCUAAUCACCGAUUAUUGUCCAAAUGAUAAAAAUUUGAAAAAUUCGAGAAAAAUUUUAGUUAACAUGUCAUUAAAUAUUGAAAUAUCGAAAAGUUUAUCCAAUAAUCAUUUUAUAAGAAUACAAAAAAAAAUAGUUGUAAUUUUUCUUUCGCAACAAAUGCUAUUUGAUAAUUUAAGAAAAGAAGAGAAAUUUAAACAGCGAAAACCAAAAAGAAUCAAAAUGAAAGUGAAAAGCAAUAAUGCGUCGUCACCUCUUGAAAUCGACGCACUUCGGGCUAAGAAUCUAUUGCAAACUUAUACAACACUACUACAUGCAUGUACUAUAUUAUUUUUAAUAUACCAAGGGCAAAAAAAUUAUUUUAUAGACAUAUUUGCACAACUUUCACAACCAAUAACUUCAAAGUUUAAAUGCUUACCGAAUGGUUGUUGUGAUGAACAUGAAUGGUGUCGAUUUUGGGCGUCUAUUGGUGAAUGUGAAGCCAAUUCUGAAUGGAUGCUGAUCAUGAAAUUGGAAAAAUUCUUUUAUUUGUUAUUUUUUUGGUGGAAUUCGAGAAGCCAAAAAAUCGAAAAACGUCUAAGAAAAUUAUUUCGAUCGACGAUUCUUUGA
Messenger RNA from Dracunculus medinensis (Guinea worm), 630 nucleotides. The record is from the annotation of a GenBank genome assembly. Lineage: Eukaryota; Metazoa; Nematoda; Chromadorea; Rhabditida; Dracunculidae.